ACCAGAGGCCCUACGAUCAAAGAUGGAUACACAUUACGGAUCAUGUAUGGUGCACACAAAAAUGAUAUCAAUCCUCCAAAGCUAAGCUCCGUUCCGGAUAUGGCGUCCACGUACAUAUUUGGCCCGAGAAAUGGAUCAAUUGGUAUCGUCCGUACAGCUUCACACCUACGAGGCUACGAACUGGGAUGCUUAGUCAUUAGCGCCUUGACAUAGUUAAACACAGAUGCCUUGUUUCAACCUGAAAAUUUUGGUUCCCAACUCUUUC
This is a messenger RNA of Aspergillus glaucus CBS 516.65, 265 nucleotides long. RefSeq lists its product as uncharacterized. The transcript is spliced from 3 exons. The record is from RefSeq and is a predicted model, not a curated record. Lineage: Eukaryota; Fungi; Ascomycota; Eurotiomycetes; Eurotiales; Aspergillaceae. Bases 43 to 213 code for a protein of 56 amino acids.